Pygoscelis adeliae (Adelie penguin) is the source of this 2685-nucleotide messenger RNA. RefSeq names its product dynamin 3 (gene DNM3). Gene Ontology annotation, molecular function: GTPase activity; microtubule binding; GTP binding. Gene Ontology annotation, cellular component: membrane; cytoplasm; microtubule. The record is from RefSeq and is a predicted model, not a curated record. The coding region runs from base 1 to 2685 and encodes 894 amino acids. The transcript has 23 exons. Lineage: Eukaryota; Metazoa; Chordata; Aves; Sphenisciformes; Spheniscidae.
AUGGCUUCGGGUACUCUUACGAUGCAAGCUGAAGGUAUAGAGGAGGUUCCACAUAGUCCAAUAUCUUAUGUAACUGGACAGUGCUUUCUGGGUAGUAACUAUUUUUUUAAUGUUUCUAGGGAUUUUCUUCCACGAGGUUCUGGAAUUGUAACAAGACGACCGUUAGUCCUGCAACUCAUCACUGCCAAAACAGAGUAUGCUGAAUUUCUACACUGCAAAGGGAGGAAAUUUACUGAUUUUGAUGAAGUUCGUCAGGAAAUUGAAGUAGAAACAGAUAGAAUAACAGGAGUGAACAAAGGCAUUUCUUCAAUUCCUAUUAAUUUAAGAAUAUAUUCUCCACAUGUAUUAAGCCUGACUCUCAUUGAUUUGCCGGGAAUCACUAAAGUGCCAGUAGGGGAUCAGCCUGCAGAUAUUGAGCAGCAGAUCAGAGACAUGAUAAUGCAGUUCAUCUCUCGAGAAAACUGCCUGAUACUGGCUGUGACUCCAGCUAACACUGAUCUGGCCAACUCGGAUGCACUGAAGUUAGCUAAGGAAGUGGACCCUCAAGGCCUUAGGACCAUCGGUGUGAUCACAAAAUUGGAUCUGAUGGAUGAAGGAACAGAUGCAAGAGAAAUUCUAGAAAACAAACUACUCCCUCUUCGUAGAGGUUAUAUUGGUGUUGUAAACAGAAGCCAGAAAGACAUUGAUGGGAAGAAGGACAUAAAGGCAGCUCUUCUAGCAGAAAGGAAAUUCUUUCUUUCCCACCCAGCAUAUAGGCACAUGGCAGAUCGGAUGGGAACACCGUAUCUCCAAAAAGUUCUAAACCAGCAACUUACCAAUCAUAUUCGGGAUACCCUGCCAGCCUUCAGAAGCAAACUGCAGAGCCAGCUGCUUUCUAUAGAACAUGAAGUAGAGGUAUACAAAAACUUCAGACCAGAAGAUCCAACCAGAAAAACGAAAGCUUUGUUGCAGAUGGUACAACAGUUUUCAGUGGACUUUGAAAAAAGAAUCGAAGGAUCAGGAGAUCAGGUUGACACGCUAGAACUUUCAGGAGGUGCCAAAAUCAAUCGUAUUUUCCAUGAACGUUUUCCUUUUGAACUAGUGAAGAUGGAAUUCAAUGAGAAGGAACUGCGGAGAGAAAUAAGUUAUGCCAUCAAGAACAUACAUGGUAUCAGAACAGGUUUGUUUACUCCAGAUAUGGCAUUUGAAGCCAUUGUUAAAAAACAGAUAGUCAAGCUGAAAGGACCUUGCUUAAAAAGUGUGGAUCUAGUGAUGCAAGAGUUAAUCAACACUGUCAAGAAGUGCACUAAAAAGUUGGCAACAUAUCCAAGGUUGUGUGAGGAAACAGAAAGAAUUGUUGCCGGCUACAUUCGUGAAAGAGAAGAGAAGACCAAGGAUCAGGUGCUGCUGCUGAUUGAUAUCCAGGUUUCUUACAUUAACACCAACCAUGAAGACUUCAUUGGCUUCGCAAAUGCCCAACAAAGAAGCAGUCAGGUUAACAAAAGUGCAGUGGGAAAUCAGGGAACCAAUCUACCGCCUUCAAGGCAAAUUGUCAUCCGGAAAGGCUGGCUGACCAUCAACAAUAUUGGCAUCAUGAAAGGAGGAUCCAAGGAGUACUGGUUCGUUCUAACUGCAGAAAGCUUGUCCUGGUAUAAAGAUGAUGAGGAAAAAGAGAAGAAGUAUAUGCUUCCUUUGGACAACUUGAAAGUGCGAGAUGUUGAAAAGAGCUUCAUGUCUAGCAAACAUAUCUUUGGAUUGUUUAACACGGAGCAGAGGAAUGUUUACAAGGAUUACCGUUUCCUUGAGCUAGCCUGCGACUCCCAGGAGGAGGUGGAUAGCUGGAAGGCAUCUCUGCUACGAGCCGGUGUCUAUCCUGAUAAAUCCUCAGGGAACAACAGAACUGAAAAUGAUGAGAAUGGUCAAGCAGACAAUUUUUCAAUGGACCCCCAGCUGGAAAGACAGGUGGAGACAAUUCGAAAUCUUGUGGACUCCUACAUGUCUAUUAUCAACAAAUGUAUCCGAGAUUUGAUACCGAAAACAAUCAUGCAUCUUAUGAUCAAUAAUGUAAAAGAAUUUAUCAACGCAGAGCUCCUGGCUCACUUGUAUUCUUCUGAGGACCAAAACACUCUAAUGGAGGAGUCGGCUGAACAGGCGCAGAGGCGAGAUGAAAUGCUCCGCAUGUACCAAGCACUAAAGGAAGCCCUAGCAAUCAUUGGUGAUAUUAGCACUAGCACUGUCUCAACCCCUGCACCCCCUCCUGUAGAUGACUCUUGGCUUCAGCAGGCCCGCAGGUCACCUCCUCCAAGUCCCUCAACUCAGAGGAGGCCUACAUUAAACAAUCCCCCAACCAGACCUUUAUCUGGCCGAGGACCUGCUCCUGCAAUCCCAUCUCCAGGCCCUCAGUCGGGGGCUCCCCCGGUCCCGUUCCGCCCAGGACCACUGCCCCCGUUUCCGAGUGGUGGUGAAGCCCUUGGAGGACCUCCCCAGGUUCCCUCUCGGCCAACCCGGGCUCCUCCCAGCGUCCCAAGUAUGCACAUAGGGGUUCACAGAGAGCGAGAGGUAGUCUACCCCUCCACCAGAAGAGGGACAGGGAUUCAUGAAGGCUUUCCCAACGAAGCACUGGAGAUCGUUACUCACUUUGCCAUUAAAACAUACGUGACCCUGCGUGAUGUGGAAUCCUGGGACCUGGUUAAACAGGGGUCUUGA